Leptomonas pyrrhocoris is the source of this 2647-nucleotide messenger RNA. Its product is annotated as putative DNAJ domain protein. The coding region runs from base 251 to 2647 and encodes 798 amino acids. Lineage: Eukaryota; Euglenozoa; Kinetoplastea; Trypanosomatida; Trypanosomatidae. The record is from RefSeq and is a predicted model, not a curated record. The transcript has a single exon.
AGAACGCCAAAGGAAACACGUGGCUCGUGUGCUUUCCCCCCAUCUCCGCUACCAAAUUUGUGUGUCGGUCACUGCGCCUUUUCUGCGUGGCUCUCUCGCUUCGUCUUUACUCGAUAUUAUCUUUCUCCCAUUUAUUCUCACUUUUGUUUUCUGGUUACCUCUCGCCACCGUCUUGCGUCGAAGGGAUAUUUGUGUUGCACGUCAACCUCUCUCUCGCACCGACGCACACGCAAGAAGGACAGAAGAAAAAAUGCGCUCCCUCCGUUUGAAACGCUGCGUGGCGCUCGGCCUGCUUGGGCUGCUUUGUAUCGUCUGCGUUCUGCAGGGCCACGCCUACGCCGCGGGCAGGCACCACAAGGAGCUCUACGCCGACCUCGGCCUCUCCAGCGAGGCCACGAAGGACGAAAUCAAAAAGGCUUUUCGCGCCUUCACCCGCGCGAACCACCCGGAUUUGAAGGAGGGCUUUGAUGACAAGGAAGCGGCGAAGGUGGCCAUGGCGAAGGGGCUGCGCGCCUACGAGGUGCUGUCGGACGAGAAGAAGCGCGCUGACUACGAUGAAAUGGGCAUCAUCCCCGGCGAGGCCCCGAAGGUGGAGGAGAUGACCCCGGACGAGCUCUUUACCUACUACCACCAGUCCUCUCCGAUCUUUUCGAAGAGCAGGACGCUGACGAACGUCACUGAGGUGCGCCGCCUGCAGCAGUUCCGCGGCGGGCGCGUCUUUCUGGUGCACAUCUACGACGAGGUCAACUGCCGCAACUGCCGUCUCUACAGCACUGCGUGGGAGACGCUCUACCAAUCCAGUCUCGUGGACGCCGGGGUGCUGGAGAUGUACCGCAUUGAUGCCCUCAGUGACGAGGGCCAGGCGUUACUGACGCACCUCGGCGUGCGCUUCCGCGCGGAGCCGUACGUCUUCGCCAUCGUGGACGGCGAGGUGUGGACGCUCUACAGCAUCCAAGAUGCCAUGAAGCAGAAGAACGCGAACCGCGUCUUCCAGCAUCUGCUCGAGUUUGUCAUGUCGUUCUACUACGACGUCUUCCAGCGAACCUCCUCGCUGGAGGCGACGCAGCUGGAGGACAUCUUGACGUACCUGCGCGCCCCACGGCCGGCCUCGCAGCCGCUGCGGGCGCUGCUCCCCAACCUCAACGCCGAGUCGAUCCCCGUGGCACUGCAGAUGCGCUACGACCAGGUGGUCGUCCGCAGCGUGCCGCGUGAUGUUCUGCUCGAGUUUGUGGAGGAGUACUGCGAGAUGGAGGUGGACGUGAAGGACCGCUUCGGCGAGGCGGUGCCUAUGGCGGAGUUCAUCGUCGUCUCCGCGGAGGCGCUGCCGACACCACCGAGCGAUGUGACGGAGGACGGCGACGUGGCGGCGAUUGAGGCAGCGGAGGCGGCGGCGACUCCGCAGAAGAGCUGCAAGUUGGUGCACAUCGGCGCCGCCGUCGCACUGACCUACGGCAAAGCAGCGAAGUUUAUUGAAAGCCACCUGCCGGAGCGUCACGUCGGCAUGAAGGCGGUCCAACACGCCGGCGCCACCGACUUCAUCGACGUCUGCCGCGGAAACUGUCUUGUGUGGGUGCGGGAGGACUGCGGUGCGGCGCCGCCCCCGCACAUGGUGGAGCUGAUGUCAACGCAGUACCUCUCCUUCAAGACUGGCUACUGGUGCAUGACGGAGGAGAAGACGCUGGCCGCGGCGCUGACGAAGGCCGGUGCGUGGACGCCGACCUCGCAGGGCCUGUCGGCCUCUCCCUCUGCGCUUGUGGCGAUGGUGGGCGGCAAUGACAGCUUUGUGUACCCCCUCAUCGCGUUGAGCGUCACGUCGGUGGAGGACAUCACCGCGGAGGACAUCUACGACGCCUUGUCCAGUCUCGUCGGAGGGGACAGCGACGCGGCGGAGGAGGCGCGCGAGGGGACUGCCGCUGCCGUCAAGAAGACAAUUGAGAUUCGUCUCCCACAGUCCGUCGCCAGUCUUCUCGCCACGGCCGGAUUCCCUUUGUCGUACAAGCAGCGCCUCUACAUCCAGGCGAUGACGCUCUACAGCUUCGUCUCGCCCAUCCUGAGCAACACGACGCCGUUCCUGCUGAUGUUUCUCGUGCAAAAGUACGUCAUCAACCGCAAGAAACCGGAGGAGAAGGAGGAAGAGGAGCGCAAAAGGAAGGAGGAGCAGGAAGCUGCUGCUGCUGCUGCUGCUACGGCGGGUGCUCGUGGUGGUGCCGCCGCUGCUGCCACCGCACCCCUACGUCGACGCAUCCGCAAGCCGCAGCCACGUGUGAGCCCUUACAACCCGCGCGAUAUGAAGUGGGCGAAGGAGGAGAAGGGCUUUCUCCUCUUCCUCGCCGAGGAUGGCUCCUCCGCAGGAUCGCUGCCGUUGCCUCGCCUCGCCAUGGAAGACCCCUUCAACGUGCGUGUCCUCGGAACCGGGCAGAACAACUGGAAGGAAUGGAUGCAGGCGCACAAGCCACCGCUGCCGGAUGGCGCGAAGGAGGAGCGGCCGGAGGAGGAGCAGCACAUCUCUGUCAUGGCCAUUCGCAAAACUCGCAUGAAGGCAGUGGUGAAGUCAGAUGGGCAGACGAUCGAUUCCUUCCUACGCGACCUGCUGGAUGGCACCAUCAACCCGAGCGAGGAGCUGCCGUCGUGGGCCUACGAUGAAUGA